Molecule: messenger RNA, 3359 nt
Organism: Drosophila biarmipes
Lineage: Eukaryota; Metazoa; Arthropoda; Insecta; Diptera; Drosophilidae
Gene: Tti1
Exons: 5
Coding region: 86-3328 (1080 amino acids)
Biological process (GO): chromatin remodeling
Cellular component (GO): cytoplasm
Source: RefSeq, a predicted model, not a curated record
GGUUCAAAAUUCCUUUGCGAAUUUUGCCGGCUUUCGUUUCGGCGUUGUUUUGUUUUUCUCUGGAAACUGAGUGCCGGCUGCCAAGAUGAUGCAUCUGGAGCGGUAUGUGACGAAGAUAAAGCCCGCAAUGGAGGGAUUCAUCAAGGAGCCCAGCAAGGACACGCUGUCCCAGGUGGAGCGCGAGAUCGAGGGAUUCAACUUUGGCGAAAUGCGCAUUUACCAGGUGCAAACGGUGGUGCCCCUGGUCCUCAAACUGGACGAGUUGACCGGAGAGCACCAGGAGCUGCGCACCAGGGUGAUGAACUGCCUCGGCAGCAUUGUGUCCCAAACUUACUUGGCGGAUGAGAAGGGUCUGCGCUCCAUCCUGGUGGUGGUGCUGCAACAGGUACGGGACUCCAAGGCGGCCGUCAUGCGGCCCAAUCUCUCCGAGGAAAUCAAGCUGGCUGCCAUUAAAUGCAUCUUCGAGGCACUGCGUCGCUCCACUACCGAUGUGCUGGAGGCGUUCUACGUCAAGGAGACUGCAAUGGUUGUUGGACAGAUACUGCUCAUGCUCCUGGAGAUCAUAGAGAAGGAAAGGUAUCGAAAACUCGUCCAGAGCGCCAUUCAGUGCCUAAUGGUGGUUUUCUACGUUCAUGACGAUUCCGAUCAAGCGGAUGUGGUGUUGCGCAGUCAGGUAGCCGAUACCAUAUUCAUUUUCCUUCCCAAGGUUCUUAUUGUGUUGUUUAAAACAUCAAUGAAAGACGACACGGUGGGCGAGACCAUUAAAUCGAUGGCCAUUCAAGCCCUGGGCCGUAUCGUUUGCAUCAUGUUCGAGGAAACCACUGAGGAGUUCAUGAAAAUGCGCUACGAUGUGGAUGCGUUUAGAAAACUAUUCAAUAACUCCACUGACAAUAUGACAGAGAAAUGUGAUUUCACCUUUUUUGGCAGCAAAAAGGCCACCCCCGAACAGAAUGAGGAGCGACUGCAUCAAAUGCAAACGGAGCCCCGAUCAAUCCAUUGGGUGGCGGCGACGUCUCGACGUCUCCGGCCCAUCUUUGUGGAGACCAGUAUUCUACGGGCACACAGCGCCCUGAGAGUUAGGGAAAGCUACACCGACAUGUGCUGCCUGCUGCUCAAGCACUGUGCCCACAACCUAAGGGGCAACUUCGUGCACGUGCUGGAGAGUGUGCUGGCCCUGUCAGAGGAUGAGAACGAGAAGAUAGCCCUGCGGUGCAGGGAAACCCUGGAUCUGCUGCAGCAGCAGCCCAGCAGCCAGGGCAUCUUCGACGAGAAUGCCGAAAUGCUGUUGGAUGCACACCUUAACAAAUGGCCACGCAUCCUGCAUCGCGGCGAGGACAACGAACAGUUCGCGGAGCUACUCUUCUUCAAAGGAUUCCUGCGCAACGUCAAUGCCGAUAAGUUGCAGCUGCUGCUUCUGGUCCCCAAAAACCUGGAGAUGUUCGUCACAUGUGUGCUGACAGCUCUGGACCAACGGCCCACCAGGGAUCUUCUAAACGAGGAGUAUUCCCUUCGUCGUAUUCGAGAGGGCGAUUCCAAAGGUCUUGCCGCAGAACUGGCCAAGCUGCCUUGGCGUCAGUUUAAGUAUCUCGCCUCGAAGCGCACUGUCGAUAUCCUAUAUGAAAUUGGAGCCUUGUUGGGGGCACAGCCUUCUCUAAAUCGGCUUAUCUUCGAUCAUUGCCAAGAGCUCAUUCAGCAAAGAUCGUCCUCCAUGAACGAGUGUGUGAUGCUUCUGACUUUGAUGGUUACACCGCAGGAGAAGAAGGCUCGAGAAAGUCGAUUGGUACUGGCCAAUCUUUUCUUGGACCAGAUCCUUCGCGACGAGCAUUGGAACCUGGCCCUUCAGCCGGAUUCAGCGUGGCGGCUCAAGGUCAACAAGCCCUCCCACUGGUUUGAGGAACGUACUCCUGGCCUCUACUCAUCGGCCGUGGAGGUGCGCACCCAAGACUGCGAUUCCGACGACGAAGAGACAGAGGCAGUCGCCAGUCGGGUGACCAUUGCAGACGCCCAGUUCAAUGUGCUGCACACCUGCUUGAUUUUGGAUGCAGUGGGUCACUGUGCCAGGUUCAUUGGAGACACCUUCGACAGGCAUAUAUUUUUGAGUUUACACAAAGUGCUGCUCAAGGUGGCCAGCAGUAACACCAUUGUCCACCAGGCGGCCAGUUUUGCGUUCGUUUCCAUGCAGCUAGCCCUGAGGUACGCGGAACCCUCACACUUCAUAGAGUGCUCCACGGACUACAUCACCUUCCACCUAAACGCUUUGCUGAAACGGUCGCCGGAUAGCCCCGCUGCAGUAGACAUUCUAACAGUGGUGCUGCAAUACAGCACUCGGGGCAAUGUGCCCCACCUGGACAGCUUAUUCCAGACCAUACGUGAGGAGUGUGCCAAAUCGCAUCAGUCAACCAAUGUCCACUCUUAUCUGCGUGUCUUCAAGGCAUUCCUGAAUCAUGUCUCCUCUUGGCAAGUAGAUGCCGCUAAGGAGGUCCAUUUAGAGCUCCCUAUGCAAGUGGAUGAGGAGCAGAGUGUUCUAAACACGUGGAAGAAUGUUCUCAAGAGGCCGCAGUUAGUGGGAGAUCUAAAUGGCGAUGCAGACAUGACAGAGGAGCCAGCUCAGGAUAAGGCUGAAGAUGCAGAUGACACGGAAGCGCAACCCGCAAAGCCUGUCCUACCGCGCCAUGUGGAAAUGGUUAAGGACAUUUUGGGUCAAGUAAUCAAGUUCAUUUCCACCGAUAAUCAGGCACAGCAAAUUGCAGCUCUUGAAUGCUUCUCCAGUGGCUUGCCGCUGCUGGCGGACUAUGAGAACGAGCUCCUGCCACUAGUGCAUCUAGUGUGGCAACCUCUGGUCGAGAAGUUCCGGCAGAAGGAUGCUUUGGUGCUCAACCGAUGCUUCACCUUGCUGCACCUGCUGGGAGUUCACGCCAAGGACUUUAUACUGAAACGAAGCCUCAGCGAUGUGAUACCCCAGUUGAAGCAGUUCCUUAAGGCAGCUAGCAUGCACAGCAGCAUGGAAACGCCAAAAGCCCAGACUCAGGAGUACAAACUGCAGCUGAAGCUCUUAACGAGCUUGGCGGACUUCAUACUCGGCCUGCAGAUAGAGGGAAAACAUCUGCACGACGUGAUGACCGUGGUGGUGCUUUAUCUGUCGCAGGCACAACCGCAAGAGCUGCAGACACCGGCGAGGGAGUUUUUCCACCAGAUGGCCACAUACAACGGACCCUUCGUCUAUGUGACGCUACUGCAGCGGGCCCAUCUCAAGGACUACGAGGCUAAUGUUAACCUUAUCUUCGGGGUCAUGGGCUUUAGCAUGGCAAGUGAACUGGACCUUGAUUAAUAAAAAACAGACCUUUUUUAUUAUUUCUCAA